This is a messenger RNA of Adineta steineri, 1923 nucleotides long. Lineage: Eukaryota; Metazoa; Rotifera; Eurotatoria; Adinetida; Adinetidae. The record is from the annotation of a GenBank genome assembly.
AUGAUAAAAGUAAAUGAUUUAAUAUCAGCUUUGAAUUAUUUUUCAGCAAAUCAAACUUGUCAAUUAUUUCGUUCAAAUAUUACUACAAUUUUUAUUGAAUCUUAUUCGAAUUCUUUUUUUCUAUUUCUUAAUCAAUCGUCAGUAUCAAUAUUAAAUGCUCAAGAAUAUCAACCGAUUACGUCAUUAUCACCACCAACAACAAUACUAUCAACCUCACCAUCAUCAACAUCAGAAAUAUCAUCUACAUCAUCGUCAACAUCCACAACAACAUCAAAAACAACAUCAUCAUCAAUCUCAACUACAACAUCAUCAACGUCAACAGCUUCAACAUCAACAUCAACAACAUCAUCAUCAUCAAUAUCAACAUCAACUUCAACUUCAACUUCAAUAACAACAUCAACCUCAACAUCAACAACAUCAUCAUCAACCUCAACUUCAACAACAACAUCAACAUCAUCGACCUUAACAUCAACAUCAACGUCAACAUCGACCUCCACAACAUCAUCAACAACGUCAACAACAACAUCAUCAUCAACAACAACAACAUCGACCUCAACAACGUCAACAACAACAUCAUCAUCAACCUCAACGUCAACGUCAACCUCCACAACAUCAUCAACCUCAACAGCUUCAACAACAUCAUCAACCUCAACAGCUUCAACAACAACAUCGACCUCAACAACAACAACAUCAUCAUCAAUAUCAACAUCAACAACAGCAACAUCAUCAUCAACCUCAACUUCAACUUCAACAACAACAUCAUCAUCAACAACAACAUCAUCAUCAACAACAACAUCAUCGACAUCAUCAUCAUCAACAACAACAACAACAACAUCAUCAUCAACAACAACAACAACAUCAUCAUCAACCUCAACGUUAACAACAGCAAGUACCUGCAAUCUUUUUUUUAAUCAAACUACGUACUCAGUUGGCAAUAACCCAAACGCAGUAACAGUCGUUGACGUGAAUAACGAUAACCAACCUGAUAUUGUUGUUGCAAACUUUGGUUCGAAUACCGUCAGUGUUCUUCUCAACGUAGGCAAUGGUACUUUUAAUACUUUAGCAACUUAUUCAGUUGGCUUUGGUCCACAGGCAGUAGCAGUUGUCGAUGUGAAUAGCGAUAACAAACCCGAUAUUAUUGUUGCAAACACUGCUUCGAAUACCGUCGGCGUUCUUCUCAACGUAGGCAAUGGUACCUUCAAUACUUUAGCAACUUAUUCAGUUGGUCUUUUACCGUCGGCAGUAGCAGUCGUCGAUGUGAAUAGUGACAACAAACCUGAUAUCAUUGUUGCAAACCAAGGUUCGAAUACAAUCAGUGUUCUUCGCAACUUAGGUAAUGGUAUCUUUAAUACUUUAGCAACUUAUUCAGUUGGCAUUAGCCCACAAGCGCUAGCAGUUGUCGAUGUGAAUAGCGAUAAUCAACCUGAUAUUGUUGUUGCAGAGAGUGCUUCGAAUGCCGUCGGCGUUCUUCUCAACGUAGGCAAUGGUACCUUCGAUACUUCAGCGACUUACUCAGUUGGUGUUAUUCCAAGGGCAGUAUCAGUUGUUGAUGUGAAUACCGACAAUAAACCUGAUAUUGUUGUUGCAAACAGUGCUUCGAACACAGUCAGUGUUCUUCUCAACGUAGGCAAUGGUACCUUUAAUAAUUCAGCGACUUACUUAGUUGGUGUUGAUCCAAGGGCAUUAUCAGUUGUUGAUGUAAAUAGCGACAAUAAACCCGAUAUUGUUGUUGCAAACACUGCUUCGAAUACAAUCAGUGUUCUUCUCAACUUAGGCAAUGGUAUUUUUAAUACUUCAGCAACUUAUUCAGUUGUCAUUAAUCCAUGGUCAAUAGCAGUCGUCGAUGUGAAUAGUGACAACAAACCUGAUAUCAUUGUUGCAAAUCAAGGUUCGAACAAUGUCGGUGUUCUCUUACAUUGCUGA